Molecule: messenger RNA, 1897 nt
Organism: Trametes versicolor FP-101664 SS1
Lineage: Eukaryota; Fungi; Basidiomycota; Agaricomycetes; Polyporales; Polyporaceae
Product: mannose-1-phosphate guanylyltransferase
Exons: 5
Coding region: 52-1530 (492 amino acids)
Biological process (GO): GDP-mannose biosynthetic process
Molecular function (GO): mannose-1-phosphate guanylyltransferase (GTP) activity
Source: RefSeq, a predicted model, not a curated record
UUCCUCCUCCCAUCUCCUCCGUAGCCCCUCAUCUCACACAGCGACUCACCGAUGUCCGUCUCCGCGUCGUCCCAACCUGCCGCGCAGGCGGCCGGCGGGCCCCAGAUCGAGUACAUGUUCAAGCAGAUCAUGGACGCCGUGCACAAGUCGCAAAUUGAGAUCUCGGAGCUUCGUUCCGAGUGCCACGAACUCCGUCAAGCAAAUGCGAGCCUUGAACGCCAGGUUCGGGAGGGCAUCCAGAGUAACAACAACAGGCUUGGAACGCCUGGCUUCACCACGCCCGCCCCCGGAAGCCCUCAGCUUCGUGCGAAAUCGCCAUUCCUGACCCCGGGUGCCAUCACCUCCCUUGCUGUUCCUCCCAGCAUCUACGUGCCAUCUCCGCUCAGUGACCACAACCUUACCCAGUUUCCCUUCGGCGUACGAGAGAUCCCUGGCUUCUGGGUUGUCAUUCCAGCUGGUGGCGCCGGCACGCGCCUGUGGCCACUCUCCCGCGAGGGCCACCCGAAGUUCCUGCUCGACCUUACUCUCAAGGGAAGGUCGCUCAUCCAGGCUACCUGGGAUCGUCUCCUUCCCCUCUCCUCCGCCUCGCGGACGGCGAUUGUAGCCGGCCCUGCACAUGUUACGAGCAUCAAGGAGCAGCUCCCUGAUCUGCUCGCACACAACUUGAUCUGUGAGCCGAGCGCGAAGGACUCGAUGGCCGCCAUCGGUCUUGCGGCGGCUGUUCUGGCUGUCCGCGACCCGAACGCCAUCAUUGGCUCCUUCGCCGCCGACCACAUGAUUUCCGGUGAUGAUGCUUUCCUCGCCGCUGUGGCUGAAGCCGUUGAGGUCGCGAAGAAGGACUACCUCGUCACCAUCGGUAUCGCGCCCUCGCACCCCUCCACCGGUUUCGGAUACGUUCGUCUGGGCGAGAAGCUCGCGUUCCAGGACGCGCCGAAUGCGCGGCUCGUGUCGAGUUUCAAGGAGAAGCCAGACGCACGGACUGCCGCGGCGUACAUCAAGACGGGAAACUACCGCUGGAACGCGGGUAUGUUCGUGGUGAAGGCGACGUUCCUCAUGGACCUCCUGAAGGAGUACAAGCCCGAGCUGCACGAAGGCCUGCAGAAGAUCGCGCUCGCGUGGGACGACGAGGCGCUCCGCGCGAAGGUGCUUGAGGAGGUCUGGCCCGGGCUUGAGAAGAUCGCCAUUGACAAUGCGGUUGCGGAGCCCGCGGCGAUGGAUCGCAGGGUUGCAGUCGUGCCCGCCACGUUCGGCUGGGACGACGUUGGAGACUUCUCAUCGCUCGCGGACCUCUUGCCCGCCGAGAGCAACCAGCCGCGCAUCCUCGGCGACAGCGGUCUUGUUGUUACGGAGCAGGCCGCUGGCGGUAUUGUUGUCCCUGGUUCAGGCAGGCUCGUAUCUCUUCUCGGUGUGGACGAUCUGGUUAUCGUUGACAUGCCCGAUACCCUGCUGGUCACCACCCGCGCUCGCUCGCAGGAGGUGAAGCGGCUCGUGAAGAAGUGUCGCGAGGCCGGCUGGAAGCAGCUGCUGUAAACCGAGCCCUCCUCGACGCGCCUCCCCGCCGCCAUGGCUAUUGGCUGGGCGGCGUCGGGCAACGCACGGCGCGCAUGUGUUUGUGUGAUGUUAUGGACAAUGAUGGCAAGGACAGGUGCACGAUUUCUUGGUUGGGCGCGGUGGGAGCGGCGUAAUGAACUACGAACUACUAAAGAUAUCCGGAGACAGACAGUCGCUAUAUCCCACAGCGAGCACGUAUAUUAUUACCCUGGACUUCGCUAUCAUUAUGUCGUCCCGUAAUCCACAGUCUACCCUCAGUAGUACAACUCUUAUUUAUCACGGUGUGCUUGCCUGAAUAGCGUCCACGAUGGGCGAUCCUUGCUAUGUAUAUUCCGAUGACUCCGCC